UUGUACUGAUGGUUGUGUGUGUCCCACGUUGUGUCAUAACAAUAAUUCGACGCUGAUCCUGAAUCCUCUGUGUCGUCAUUGAUCCAUUUUGCAAUGUCUCCAUCUGGCCAAUCAGCCUUCUUCUUUUCAAGAUGUUUUCUCAAACUUCCUGCAGCUGAAACCUCGUGAACCCGUCGCCUCCUCUUUUCCCUCCUCUCUCCUGGCUGGCCCCUCCCCCGCCUGCUGCUGCUGCUUAUCGCCGCGGCGCCGCAGCACUUCAGGGUGAGUGGAGAACAGGUGAGUUAAUGCUGCUGCAAGGAGACGAUGCUGCCUGACUGGAUUAUCGUCCUGAUCCUGCUGCUGCUGCUGCAGGCGGCUGGGAACCGGGCUCAGAGUGGAGACCGCGACCCGGACUCAGAACCGGGCCUCAGCUGCAGCUCUCAUAUCAGCAUCAGGGCCAACAGCCUGACCUGCCAGCUGCUGGGUCGCCACGGAGACGAGGACGACGAGGACGGGGACAGAGCCAUCGACGAGAUGAUAGUGUGCCAGGUGCGGCAGCAGAAGCACAGGAUGCAGCAGAAAUGUGUCCAGGCUCACGGAGACACGGUGAGCGGUCUGUGUCCCGUCGCCGUCGCCAACGUGACGGUCCACCGGCGGGGAGGAGGACGGCUUUCGGCCACCGUCCUGCUGCAGAAGAUCGUAAAACCCAAAAGUCCGUGGAUCGUCAAAGUGACGAUGGCGCUGAUGGACCGGGCUGAGAUCCACUUCCAGAUCCCCUACAACAAAGAUUACCUGAAUCUGAACACCCAGAUCUUCCAGCUCAACCUGUGGACCGACGGCAGCAACAUCACCCAGAACGUCUCGUCAAAUAACUUCCUGCAGAUGGACAGGCAGCACCUCCGUCAGGACUCGGAGUACCGGGUGAGGGUCCGGUCCGUCCCCGUCGGCGUCCUGCAGGGAACCUGGAGCGCCUGGAGCCCCUCGUUCUCCUUCCACACGCCGCCCGGUGAGGACGGCGGACGUCCAGCGGCGCACAGCCCUGAGCUGCGGUCACUGACAUCAUCAUCGAGUCCGGAUGAGACAGAGCGGCCCGUCUUCGGACUGGUCCUGACCUUGGUGUCGGCGCUGGUGGUUCUGUGCGGCAUCUUGGUGGUCUGGAAGACGGGGAUCUUCUCCAUCCUGUGGCCCAGCAUCCCGCACCCCAAGCAGGCGCUGGUCCAGAUCUGCAAACCCAACAAGGGUCUGCUGCUGGACCUGCACCACGAAGUCUUCAGCUCCCUGCGAGUCCUGCCGCAGGCGGAGGAGGCGGAGCCACGCAGGAGGCCCUCUGGGUCCGGGUCCGGGUCCGAGUCCGGGUCCGGGUCCGACUCGUCCCACAGCACCGCCUCCAGCGCCGACACCGAAGAGCUGGAGGUCUCGGCGCUGCUGAGCUGCUCGGACGGCGAGGACAGCGGCGUCCCCAGCGGCGUGCCGUCCCCCAGCGGCGUCCCCAGCGGCGUGCCGUCCCCCGUCGACGUCCCGCAGCGCGAAGACGAGUUCCAGAACCUCCUGGCCCGGCGCAGCGGCCCGGGACUGGAGGAGGCCUACGUCACCAUGUCCAGCUUCUACCAGAGCCAGCAGCACAGCGCCACCAGCUGGACGACCAGCGUCCCAUCUGUCCUUCAGAUCUGACUCCCAGAGACUCUGCUGGACUCAUGCGACCUUUGACCCUCCCUCAGGCAUCUGUUCAUUCUUCAGGGCUCCUCUCAGUAUUUGACCUUUGACCUCAUAUUGCUGCUUCCUGAAUGGACCCGGUCGUGGGAUCCCCGUCCCCAGAACCUGAGAACAACCAGUUCCUCUUACUGGUCCCAGCGCUCACAUUCACACUAACAGGCCUGCAGCCAAUCAGAGCCCAGCAUCUCCAGCGACUGGCCCUGAUUGGCUGAGGAAACGGUUUGAUCCAAUCUGACGGGAUCCUGAUGGGAUCAUUUAUCAUUUCAUUUGGAGAAUAAAGUCAUAAUAUUAUCAGAAUAAAAAGGCAAAACUAGGAGAAGAAGCUGAGAUGUGAUCAGAACCGGCCGGUUCUGAAAGAUCCUCAUUUUAACACAAAGAUUGAAAAAUGGAGGAACUUUCAUAAAAUCAAUCAAAUCUUCCAUUUAUUCUGUUAUUAUGGCUUCACUCUCAUGUCAUCAUCAUCAUCAUCAUCAUCAUCAUCAUCAUCAUCAUCAUCAUCAUCACCAUCAUCAUCAUCUCUCAGACCUGCUGCUGGUUCUGGUUCUGGUUCUGAAUAUUUGCAUCAAACCGGUUCUGAUGCUUUCACAGGUUCUGUUGUAGGUCCAAAUGGACUUUGGUUCUCCAUGAAGCUCUGUUAAACCAGAAGGUUCUGUUGGUGGAACAUGGCAGCAGAACCAGAACCAGGCGGUCCAUUUGACCCGCUCUGGUGGUUCUGACUCAAAGUUCAAAAACAUCAUUGAUCUCAGCAGGGAACCUCAGAGACCUGAUCAGAACCAACCAGAAGGUUCUGCUGGACACCCUUCAUCCGGCACUAGAACCUCCUGAUGGAACUGACCCAUCAAAAGAACCAAAGCACCCAAACCCAACAGAACCCAACAGAACACAACAGAACCCAACAGAACCCAACAGAACCCAGACAGACCCCAACAGAACCCAAACAGAACCCAAAGAGAACCCAACAGAACCCAACAGAACCCAGACAGACCCCAACAGAACCCAGACAGACCCCAACAGAACCCAGACAGAACCCAACAGAACCCCAACAGAACCCAGACAGAACCCAACAGAACCCAACAGAACCCCAACAGAACCCAGACAGAACCCAACAGAACCCAACAGAACCCAAACAGAACCCAACAGAA
Messenger RNA from Poeciliopsis prolifica (blackstripe livebearer), 2834 nucleotides. RefSeq names its product interleukin-7 receptor subunit alpha-like. NCBI's taxonomy places the organism in Eukaryota, Metazoa, Chordata, Actinopteri, Cyprinodontiformes, Poeciliidae. Gene Ontology annotation, molecular function: cytokine receptor activity; protein binding. Gene Ontology annotation, biological process: positive regulation of receptor signaling pathway via JAK-STAT; hemopoiesis; cytokine-mediated signaling pathway. Gene Ontology annotation, cellular component: membrane; external side of plasma membrane. The record is from RefSeq and is a predicted model, not a curated record.